Molecule: messenger RNA, 1127 nt
Organism: Colletotrichum godetiae
Lineage: Eukaryota; Fungi; Ascomycota; Sordariomycetes; Glomerellales; Glomerellaceae
Product: molybdenum cofactor biosynthesis protein C
Exons: 1
Coding region: 221-967 (248 amino acids)
Biological process (GO): Mo-molybdopterin cofactor biosynthetic process
Molecular function (GO): nucleotidyltransferase activity
Source: RefSeq, a predicted model, not a curated record
AUCGUGUCGCACACAAUGUAAAAGCGUUCAAACGUGGCUUACUCACCAAAGGUAUCCCCUCAAGCUCUAGGCCGUGUAUCCGUUCCCGCUUCAUUCGUGGUCUCUGUGAACAGCAUCAAACCACCUUUGGCACGAGAACUCAGAAUCAACAGUUAGUUCCCAACCUUUCGGGUAGAUUAUCAAGCGAGACAAGAGAGACAGUCAUCAAAUACUCAAAACCAUGGGACUACCAGCUAUGAGGCCACUCCUGUUGGCGGGCGGCAAGUCGACUCGGAUGGGCACACCCAAACACCUCCUCCGGAUGCCCGACGGAACACCCCUGUACCGGCGGCAGCUGCAACUACUACGCACCAUCUUCCCGGAGCCGCAGACGAUCUUCAUCUCGCUGGCGCAGGAGUCCGAGACAGAUGAGUUCCUCGACGAAUUGCUGGCGCAGGCGACCACUCCCGCCGACCAGUCCCCCGAAAGUGAAGGCUGUAAAACACCAUCAAGACCCAGGAUACAGAUUCUACGCGACUACCACCCCGCAAAUGCAGAUGCAAAGUACUCUGCUGCCGGCAGCCCUGCUGCAGGACUCCUUGCAGCAUACCGCUACGACGCGUGGGCGUACUGGGCCGUGUUGGCGUGCGACUAUCCCCUGAUCCCGGCAGAAGCCUUCUUCCACCUGUUCGUCAAGCGCGACGCCGUGCCCGUGACGUGUUUCCGCACCGCGGAGGGGGUAUGCGAGCCGCUGCUGGCGAUAUGGGCGCCGCCUGCGCUGUCGCGUUUGGCGGAGCGGGUUGCGCGGGGGCAUCCGCGGCCCGAGGAGACGGCGAGGGAGCUUGAUGGGUUGAUGGUUGAUGCGCCGGCUGGGUGUGAGUGGUGGUUGACGAAUGUGAAUACGAUGGAGGAGUGGGUUAAGGCUGUGGAGGAGAUGAAGUUGGGGCCGCCGGGGAGGGGAGACAUUAUGCUGGAGGGUGUUGUUUGAUGGACAUGUUGUGUAGUAAGUCAAAAGUCACCACUCUUGCAAAGCUCAUACCGAUGUGACAUGAUGCUUUGUCGGCACAAUCCAUGAAAUUUGCAAGAAUUCUUUCCAAGGCAUGUACGUCUCAUCCGCCAUUCGGUGGACGGAGAAGGAAACCGCAAGG